Benincasa hispida (wax gourd) is the source of this 2549-nucleotide messenger RNA. Its product is annotated as rab GTPase-activating protein 22-like. Lineage: Eukaryota; Viridiplantae; Streptophyta; Magnoliopsida; Cucurbitales; Cucurbitaceae. Gene Ontology annotation, molecular function: GTPase activator activity. The record is from RefSeq and is a predicted model, not a curated record. Gene Ontology annotation, biological process: activation of GTPase activity.
GUUUCUUCUUCUUCUUCUUCUUCUUCAUCAUCAUCAUCAUCAUCUCCAUUUUUCUGAAUUCUCCAUCUACAGAGAAAUAAAAGAAAACCAAGUUCUCUCUUUCUCUUCUCUUCUCUUCUCGCAACUCCUUAAACCUAACCCCAUGCCCUCGCCUUCCAUAGCUUCCACUUCCAUUACCUUCACUUUCCAAGGUCCACACUAGUUCUGCCAAGGUUAAGGCACCAAGAUCUGUAUCUUCUUCCCCCUCUAUGAUCGCCUCCGGCACCGACAUCGCCCCCUCCUUCGGCGUCGGCGGCGGCCUCUUCUCCCAGAUGAUGGCGGUGGCACGCCCCAAUGCAGCCGUCGCGGUCACCGCCUUGGCCGGCUUCGCUGUGGUCGUCGUUCUCUUCUACUCUGCCAGUAGGUAAAGCCCAAUACACAAAUCUCUCUUCUUCCCCACAAUUUCCAACCAAAAGAUUUCAUUUCCAUUUUCCUCCACUAGUCAAUUUUCCGUAGAUGAGAGCUCUUAAACGAACUCCAACUUCCUCUUCUCCGGAUCCGAAUUCCAAUUCUCCUCCCUCUUCCUCAUCUUCCUCAUCCUCAGCCUCUUCCUCAUGGGUUCAUUUGCGUUCGGUUCUAUUCGUUGUCACUUCCUCUUCACCGGCUUCUUCUUCCUCCUCCUCCUCUGAUCGGGGACGCCUUAAAUCACCUUGGUCACGCAAGAAAAGGAAGCACGCACUUUCACCGCAACAAUGGAGGGGUUUGUUUACACCAGAUGGGAAACUUAGAGAUGGUGGCAUUAAGUUUUUGAAGAAAGUUCGCAGUGGAGGUGUAGAUCCAAGUAUUAGAGCAGAGGUCUGGCCGUUCCUUCUUGGAUUCUAUGACUUGAGCAGUUCUGAAGAAGAAAGAGAUGCCGUAAGAGUACAGAAGAGGAAAGAAUAUGAAAGACUUCGCAAACAAUGCCGAUCUUUACUGAAGUUUGGGGCUGAGAGUAUAAAGUUGGAUGAUGAUGAGAUGAACUGCAACAAGGAAGGGGGCAAUCAGCAUGUUGCUCAUGGUGAUGACUCUCCUACUUUGGAAGAUGUGGUUAGUGCUAGAGAAUCUAUUUAUAGUGACGAAAAGGCCUCAAACUUUAGAUACUUGGAUGGAACCUCGGGGGUUUUGUUGGAAGAGGAUGACAGCUCUAGACGGAUGACAAGUGUCGAUGCUGAUGCUUCCGUUCUAAAUACUGAAUCAUCUGAUUCAGAUUCUUCUGAGGACCCUGAAGUUAGUCAAACAUUCCCUUCCUCUGAUGGUAGAGAGGACAAUGAUCCUGAGUUCACUUCCAACAAUUCAUCUCCCUUGGUAACAGAGGUUACAUCCAAAUUUCGCUGUAAUGAAGACUUUACAACAUGGCAGCGGAUCAUCCGCCUUGAUGCAGUACGUGCAAAUGCAGAAUGGAUAGCCUACGCACCAUCCCUAGCAGCAGUAUCAGAUGAUGAGGCUAGACAUUGUGCCGAGGUUGUUGGUUUGAAAGAUUACGAUCACCUAGAGUCCUGUAGAAUCUUUCACGCUGCUAGAUUAGUGACUAUUCUUGAAGCAUAUGCUCUAUAUGAUCCUGAAAUUGGGUAUUGCCAAGGAAUGAGUGAUCUGCUUUCUCCUAUAAUCACGGUGAUAACUGAAGAUCAUGAGGCAUUCUGGUGCUUUGUAGGCUUCAUGCGGAAAGCUCGGCAUAACUUUAGGCUUGAUGAGGUUGGAAUUCGAAAGCAACUGAACAUUGUAUCUAGAAUCAUCAAAUUCAAGGACUCCCACCUUUACAGACACCUGCAAGACCUCGAAGCAGAGGAUUGCUUUUUCGUUUAUAGGAUGGUUGUGGUACUGUUUAGAAGGGAAUUAACAUUUGAACAGACGCUGUGCCUUUGGGAGGUGAUGUGGGCUGAUCAGGCAGCUAUUAGAGCUGGUGUAGGUAAAUCAGCUUGGAGCAGAAUUAGGCAGCGAGCCCCACCCACGGAGGAUCUGCUGCUCUAUGCAAUAGCUGCCUCAGUAUUGCAGAAGAGGAAAUUGAUUAUAGAGAAAUACAACAGCAUGGACGAAAUUAUAAGGGAAUGCAACAGCAUGGCUGGGCAACUCGAUGUAUGGAAACUAUUAGACGAUGCUCAUGAUUUAGUGGUCACCCUCCAUGAGAAGAUUGAAACUUCGUUUGACGAGUAAAUGCUCGAUCAUGUUGGGUUGCUAAUUUACAUGCCAUUCUUCUGCCUGGAUCCGUAUCUCUAGGCUUCUGCUCCGAGAAAGCACAUCCCUUUGCUUAUUCGAGGGGGUAGCAGGCGGCAGGAUGUUUCUUUUGCUCACUUUCUUAAUAGCUCACUGAAGCUCAAUGAAGUUGUACUGACAGAUUUUAAUGAUGAAUCACUAUAUAAUUGGCAUUAUAUUGCAUCCUCACCCUUCAUCUAUUUCACAGUGGCUGCCGUAACAUCAGUAAACGGGAGUAGUGUAUUGGGAUGCACCAGUCAAAUGAAUUUUGAAUACUAGAAAAUAUCUGGUUCUUGGUGUAUCUUUUAGCUGGAGUAAUAAUCAUAACUUCCGUUCUCGAU